ACAAACAAUUAGCUGUUUUAAAAUUUAAAAACUGCAUAAUUAUGUACUAUAAGUAACUGUUAUUGUCAUCAGUCGUUUAUCUGGAAGUUACAGGACAAAUCACCAAGGAACAAAAUGUCCAAGGUUUUAAUCUUUUUGGCUUUUGUUUUGGGUACAUCUCAGUGUUCUCCUACAUGCACAAGAAGAACGUGUUAUGGAAAAAUCCGAGGAAAAAUAACUUUUCGUGUCCCGCAUAUAGAAGUGGAGGAAUAUCUAGGUAUUCCAUAUGCAUCUCCUCCAACGGGUCAUCUACGUUACAAGAGACCACAGAAGCCUCUGAGAUGGAGUCCUCGCAUUUUAGACACAACAAAUCUUCCACCAGCAUGCCCACAGGAGCAACGGGCCCAAAUAAAUUUCCAUAGACCCGGGUUUGACAACUAUAACGAAGACUGUCUAUAUAUGAACAUCUAUGUACCAAGAAUCAAUAAAAGGGCACUGCCGAUUCUGCUAUACAUACAUGGAGGUUCAAAUCGUCAAGGAAUGGGAGCUGUGUUUGAUGGUGACAUCUUAGCUGCACAUGGAGAAAUGAUUGUUAUCACUUUCAACUAUAGACUCGCCAAUCUAGGGUUUUUUGCUGAUCCAAGUAAAGGUAUAAAGGGCAAUAAUGGUCUUAUGGAUCAAGUAUUGGUUAUGAAAUGGAUACAGAGAAAUAUUAAGUAUUUCAAUGGUAACCCGUCCAAAGUUACCUUAUAUGGACAUAGUGCUGGAGCUGGGGACGUUGGUGUUCACUUACUAUCAGAUUUGACCAAAGGGUUAUUUAGAAAUACAAUAAUGCACAGUGGCACACCAAUUUCGUACUGGUUUCCUUCAUUUUGUGUACAAUCCAGUAGAGUAUCAAAUAUUCCUCAAAAUUGUCGACCUGGUUACAGUCUAAUCACUACAGAGCCACAACAGGAUAAUUGGGUUAUCAUUGAUGGGGAAUUUCUAAAAGGCAGUCCAGAAAAACUGUUUACUUGUGGAAAAUUCCGGCGUGGUCCAGUAUUAUUAAUGAUAUCACGGGAUGAAGGGUUUCCAUUAGACCCAUCAAUGUACAGAGACAUCAACUUAGAUGAGCUACUCGGAUAUUUUGGGCGGACUCUGUUUGCAGGAAAACCUGAUUUUGCAGAAAACGUGAAAAAAGAAUUAAAGAUCUGGGAGAGAUUAAACCUAUCAAAUUAUCCUCCAGGCUUACAAGUCCUUGCAGAUAUGGGACUCUUCGCACCAAUGAUGAAACUAGCAGACAUGAUUUCUAAAUGGCAAACGAAUGUUUAUACACUCAGUUUUGAGUAUGUUUCUCAAAACGUACCCGGACCUGAUUGGAUAGGAAUACAACAUGGAUGGGAUGUAUUUUAUGUAUUUGGUGUACCGACAGUAGGACAUCCAAAGUUCUCAUUUACAGCACGUGAUGCAGAGGUUUCUAAAAGGACGAUGCAACUAAUCAGCAAUUUUGUCAAAAAAGGAAACUGGCGAUCCUGUGACUUGAAAUUGAGGAAGUAUAAUUCUGAGAGAAAGUCAAUCAACAAACUGAAUUAUGUCAAUGGCAAAACAGUCGUUACCAACGAAAUCAACUUUAAACAACCAAAAAUUGACUUUUGGUAUAAAUACUUGUAUCCCUUUAACUUCAAAUGCCCCUUUCGGUAUACACCAUAUAAACGUUAUAUGUGAUGUAUUCGUAUAAAUCAUACCAAUAACGUUAUGAUGAAGAAUUAAAAGUAAUC
Molecule: messenger RNA, 1736 nt
Organism: Mytilus trossulus (common blue mussel)
Lineage: Eukaryota; Metazoa; Mollusca; Bivalvia; Mytilida; Mytilidae
Product: acetylcholinesterase-like
Exons: 11
Coding region: 115-1683 (522 amino acids)
Source: RefSeq, a predicted model, not a curated record